Molecule: messenger RNA, 1092 nt
Organism: Elephantulus edwardii (Cape elephant shrew)
Lineage: Eukaryota; Metazoa; Chordata; Mammalia; Macroscelidea; Macroscelididae
Gene: PRPH2
Product: peripherin 2 (retinal degeneration, slow)
Exons: 3
Coding region: 16-1056 (346 amino acids)
Biological process (GO): visual perception
Cellular component (GO): membrane
Source: RefSeq, a predicted model, not a curated record
CUGCAUCUUGCAAACAUGGCGCUGAUGAAAGUCAAAUUUGACCAGAAGAAGCGGGUCAAGUUAGCCCAAGGGCUCUGGCUUAUGAACUGGCUCUCGGUGCUGGCGGGCAUCAUCCUCUUCGGCCUUGGACUGUUCCUGAAGAUCGAACUGCGGAAGAGGAGCGACCUGAUGAAUAACUCAGAGAGCCAUUUUGUGCCCAACUCCUUGAUAGGGAUGGGAGUUCUGUCCUGUGUCUUCAACUCUCUGACUGGCAAGAUCUGCUAUGACGCCCUGGACCCUGCCAAGUACGCCAAGUGGAAGCCCUUGCUGAAGAGCUACUUGAUCAUCUGCGUCCUCUUCAAUGUUGUCCUCUUCCUCGUGUCCCUCUGCUGCUUCCUGAUGCGGGGGUCCCUGGAGAGCACCCUGGCACACGGGCUCAAGAGCGGGAUGAAGUACUACCGGGAUACGGACACCCCCGGCAGGUGCUUCAUGAAGAAGACCAUUGACAUGCUGCAGAUAGAGUUCAAAUGCUGCGGCAACAACGGCUUCCGGGACUGGUUUGAGAUUCAGUGGAUCAGCAACCGCUACUUGGACUUUUCCUCCAAAGAAGUCAAAGAUCGCAUCAAAAGCAACGUGGACGGGCGGUACCUGGUGGACGGCGUCCCCUUCAGCUGCUGCAACCCCAGCUCGCCACGGCCCUGCAUCCAGUACCAGCUGACCAACAACUCGGCACACUACAGCUAUGACCACCAGACCGAGGACCUCAACUUGUGGAUACAGGGCUGCAGGGCCUCCCUGCUUAGCUACUACAGCAACCUCAUGAACUCCAUGGGCGUCGCUGUGCUCCUGGUGUGGCUCUUCGAGGUGGCCAUCACUGUCGGGCUGCGCUACCUGCACACGGCACUGGAAGGUGUAGCCAACGCCGAGGAUCCGGAGUGCGAGAGUGAAGGCUGGCUGCUGGAGAAGAGCGUGCCGGAGACGUGGAAGGAAUUCGUGGAGAACUUCAAGAAGCUGGGCAAGAGCAGCCAGGUGGACGCUGAGGGAGAGGACGCAGGCCAGGCCCCAGGGGCCGGCUGAGGGUCCUGGGCCCCCUCCCCUCCUGAACACUGAGAA